AUGUUGUCUGGGGUUGUUGGGUUUGCACGGGAGACGCUGACGGACUGGCGUGUGUCAUGGCGCAUGGCGACGCUCGUGUUCGCAGCGGAGAUUGCGCUGCUCUGGGCCAUCAUCCACUUUGUCUCAUAUACGGAGAUUGACUGGAAGGCGUAUAUGGAUGAGGUGGAAGGCUUCUUGAAUGGCACACACGACUACACCCAGCUCAAGGGAGACACGGGCCCACUUGUAUACCCUGCUGGGUUUGUGUACAUCUUUGCAGGGUUAUACCAUGUGACAGGACAAGGAGCUGAUAUCCUGCUGGCACAAUACAUCUUUGCUGGCGUCUACCUGGCCUUCCUCGCGCUUGUCAUGUACCUCUACAUUGCAACGAAGCAACCGCCGUACCUGCUGGCAGUCAUCGCGCUGACGGCGUUCCGGGUGCACUCCAUCUUCGUGCUUCGCCUCUUCAACGAUCCGGUCGCCAUGCUCUUCUUCUAUGCCGCCUGCGCGCUCUUCGUCAAGUACAAGUGGACGGCCGGCUGCGUCCUUUUCAGUCUUGCUGUGUCCAUCAAGAUGAACGUGCUGCUGUUUGCGCCGGGCCUGCUUCUGCUUCUUCUUCUCCACUGCGGCUUCGCCGGCGCAUUCUGGCGAAUCGCUCUCUGCGGCCUCAUUCAGUGUGUUGCGCUUGCCGUCCCGUUUCUGCUGGAGAACCCGAUCGGAUACAUUGUCCGCUCCUUCAACCUUGGCCGCCAGUUCAUGUACGUGUGGACGGUCAACUGGCGCUUUCUUCCGGAAGAAACGUUUCUGGACCGACGAUUUCACGCAGGGCUCCUCCUCCUGCACAUUGCUCUCCUGUCCGCUCUUGCGUACAAGUGGUCAAGGUCAGUUGUGCUCAGUGCUCGCCACAUAUUGGCGCACGAGGUGGUGGCGGUGGUGGUUGCGUGCAUCCUGCUGACGCUGUUCGCCUCCAAUCUCGUUGGGAUGGCUGUUGCCCGCAGCUUGCACUACCAAUUUUACAUCUGGUACUAUCACUCCAUCGCCUGGCUUCUCUGGAACUCAAAGCUGCCAUUCCUACUCAGGUCGUGUGCUGUUCUCGUGGGGAUUGAGUUUGCCUGGAACACCUAUCCGUCCACAGACAUCAGCUCAGCUGUUCUGCACGUGUGCCAUUUCAUCAUGAUCAUUGCUGUGUUCACUGCAACCACACCGACACCACACAAGAUCAAGUCUGCAUAG
This is a messenger RNA of Salpingoeca rosetta, 1212 nucleotides long. RefSeq names its product alpha-1,3-mannosyltransferase ALG3 isoform d. NCBI's taxonomy places the organism in Eukaryota, Choanoflagellata, Craspedida, Salpingoecidae. Gene Ontology annotation, cellular component: endoplasmic reticulum. The coding region runs from base 1 to 1212 and encodes 403 amino acids. The record is from RefSeq and is a predicted model, not a curated record. The transcript has 8 exons. Gene Ontology annotation, molecular function: dol-P-Man:Man(5)GlcNAc(2)-PP-Dol alpha-1,3-mannosyltransferase activity.